Mustela lutreola (European mink) is the source of this 2985-nucleotide messenger RNA. It is a transcript of the gene GALNT6, whose product is annotated as polypeptide N-acetylgalactosaminyltransferase 6. The transcript has 15 exons. Gene Ontology annotation, cellular component: Golgi apparatus. Bases 545 to 2413 code for a protein of 622 amino acids. The record is from RefSeq and is a predicted model, not a curated record. Lineage: Eukaryota; Metazoa; Chordata; Mammalia; Carnivora; Mustelidae.
CCAGGACGUCCCGUCGGGAAACCCGCGAGCCGCGCGGCCGAGCGGCUGCGGCUCUGUCUUGGCGCGACAGGCGCUUUUCACCUCUCCAACACAUGAGCCCCAUCCCUACCCAUCAGAGGAAGGGUGAAAAGGAUGAGACAGACAAAUUCACGGACAAGGACAUGUUUAUCAUCUCUAAUGGGCAGAGACAAGCAUAAAAUAAAAAUUUGUUCAUCAGAAUUCAUAAAAAUCAGGGGAAAUAAAAGGAGCAGAGGUGAACCCCACUGCAAAGGACCACGAGACAAUGCCCGGACAAGGGAAUUGGAGUGAUCUGGGUGAUUCUAAGUGAAUCAAUCAGGGAGGACUUCUUAGAGGAGGUGCUCUCUGUCUCCCGCUUGCCGGUGGCCCCAAACUGAGGACAGCCUUUCCCCCGGCUCAUUGCGCCCCCUCCCUUCUGGGACUGGCUGAGGCCCCAAGGAGUGGCUGCUACAACCUAUCGAGCUAUUUCCAGGGUUGGGCACAGCACUCGGGCUGACCCGGCCAGGGUCCCCUUUGGGCCCUGAGGAUGCGGCUUUUCCGCAGACGCCACAUGCCCCUGCGCCUGGCCAUGGUGGGCAGUGCCUUCGUGCUCUUCCUCUUCAUCCUGCACAGGGAUGUGAGUAGCACGGAGCAGGCCACUGAGAAACCAUGGCUGAAGUCCUUGGUGAGCCAGAAGGAUCACGUGCUGGACCUCAUGCUGGGGGCCGUGAACAACCUUCGAGAUUCGAUGCCCAAGCUCCAGAUCAGGGCUCCCGAGCCCCAGGAGACGCCCAUCUCCACAAACCAGUCCUGCCUGCCUGGGUUCUACACUCCAGCUGAGCUGAAGCCCUUCUGGGAACGGCCACCCCAGGAUCCCAAUAGCCCCGGGGCAGAUGGGAAGGCAUUUCAGAAGGACAAGUGGACACGCCUGGAGACCCAGGAAAAGGAAGAAGGCUAUAAGAAGCACUGUUUCAAUGCCUUUGCCAGUGACCGGAUUUCCCUGCAGAGGGCCCUGGGGCCAGACACCCGACCCCCUGAAUGUGUCGACCAGAAGUUCCGCCGCUGCCCUCCACUGCCCACCACCAGCGUCAUCAUCGUGUUUCACAACGAGGCCUGGUCCACACUGCUGCGAACUGUGUACAGUGUGCUGCACACUGCCCCUGCCAUCCUGCUGAAGGAGAUCAUACUGGUGGAUGACGCCAGCACUGAUGACUACUUAAAGGAGCAACUGGAGCAGUACGUCAAGAAGAUGCAGGUCGUGAGGGUCGUGCGGCAGGAGGAGCGGAAGGGUUUGAUCACUGCCCGGUUGCUGGGGGCCAGCGUGGCCCAGGCGGAGGUGCUCACCUUCCUGGACGCCCACUGUGAGUGCUUCCACGGCUGGCUGGAGCCCCUCCUGGCUCGCAUUGCUGAGGAGGAGACAGCGGUGGUGAGCCCAGACAUCGUCACCAUAGACCUGAACACUUUCGAGUUCUCCAAGCCCGUCCCGAGGGGCAGAGUCCACAGCCGUGGCAACUUUGACUGGAGUCUGACCUUUGGCUGGGAGGCUCUCCCUGCCCAUGAGAAGCAGAGGCGCAAAGAUGAGACCUACCCCAUCAAAUCCCCGACGUUUGCCGGCGGCCUCUUCUCCAUCUCCAAGUCCUACUUUGAGCACAUCGGUACCUAUGAUAAUCAGAUGGAGAUCUGGGGAGGGGAGAACGUGGAAAUGUCCUUCCGGGUGUGGCAGUGCGGGGGCCAGCUGGAGAUCAUCCCUUGCUCUGUGGUAGGCCACGUGUUCCGUACCAAGAGCCCUCACACCUUCCCCAAGGGCAUCAGCGUCAUUGCUCGCAACCAGGUGCGCCUGGCUGAGGUCUGGAUGGAUAGCUACAAGGAGAUUUUCUAUCGGAGAAAUAUGCAGGCAGCGAAGAUGGCCCAAGAGAAAUCCUUUGGGGACAUUUCGGAACGACUGAAGCUGAGGGAACAACUACAUUGUCACAACUUUUCCUGGUUCCUGAACAACAUCUAUCCAGAGAUGUUUGUUCCCGACCUGAAGCCCACCUUCUACGGAGCUAUCCGGAACCUCGGCACCAACCAGUGUCUGGAUGUGGGUGAGAACAACCACGGGGGGAAGCCCCUCAUCAUGUACACCUGCCAUGGCCUGGGUGGCAACCAGUACUUUGAGUACACAACCCAGAGGGACCUUCGCCACAACAUUGCGAAGCAGCUGUGUCUACACGCCGGUGCCAGCACCCUGGGCCUGAGGAGCUGUCACUUCACUGGCAAAAACAGCCAAGUCCCCAAGGAUGAGGAAUGGGAACUGACCCAGGACCGGCUAAUCAGGAACUUGGGAUCUGGUACCUGCCUGACAUCUGAGGACAAAAAGCCAGCCAUGGCCCCUUGCAACCCCAGUGACCCCCACCAGCAGUGGCUCUUCAACUAAGUCCUCAAUCACCCCCAUGGGGGUUCCCCCAUGGGGAUCCAAGCCUCUCAGGAAAUAGGAUUUUGGGGAACCUGAUAUUUGAGAACCUGUUGAUCAGCUUCUCUGUAGGCCUUAAAGAUGGAUUUCUAAACCCAAUGGAUAUCAAGGCAGGAUCUUUCUACUCCUUGCAACAACGCAGGGCCCGUUUUCCGUCCUCCACGUUGAUGAAAGAAACCACUGGAACAUAUGAUACUAGCUCUAGAGCUUACCUCCUGUUCUUGAAACAGAGUUCCAAGCACAAGGCAACUUGGGUAGGGCCCAAGGCAGCAAUUCUGAAUUCCAGAAAAAUACCUCUGCAGUCACGUCCUGAGUCCCUGGUCAUUUGGGCACCCACAGAACUAGUGAGGCAGUACCUUCAAACAGAGAGACUACAGGUCUAAGGAGUCUCCCUGCUGAUAUUGCCUGAAAUUUCUAGAGCCAAUUAGUUUAUAGAAAGCACCCUGACGGAAAUCCUUUAUCUUCUUUCGUUUGCACAGUAACCCUGUGAGAAAGACAGGCCGGGAACAACCAGGCCCAUUUUACAGAUAAGAAAG